This is a messenger RNA of Suncus etruscus (white-toothed pygmy shrew), 753 nucleotides long. RefSeq names its product RNA polymerase II subunit I (gene POLR2I). Gene Ontology annotation, cellular component: RNA polymerase II, core complex. Gene Ontology annotation, molecular function: nucleic acid binding; DNA-directed RNA polymerase activity; zinc ion binding. The transcript is spliced from 6 exons. The record is from RefSeq and is a predicted model, not a curated record. Gene Ontology annotation, biological process: maintenance of transcriptional fidelity during transcription elongation by RNA polymerase II; transcription initiation at RNA polymerase II promoter; transcription-coupled nucleotide-excision repair. Bases 255 to 665 code for a protein of 136 amino acids. Lineage: Eukaryota; Metazoa; Chordata; Mammalia; Eulipotyphla; Soricidae.
AAUGGCGUUUCCCGUGUAUGCUGAGCACCUUGUGAAUUUCCUAAAGCAUCCUAUUUCUGGCCUUCGCGCCGAAGUAUCCUUCAAACGGAGGGAGCGAGGCCCAUAAAUAGUAAGUAGCUACUCUAGUCUAUCAAGAGGUCGAUGAAAAGUAUCAACAUGCCGAGCUCGAAGCUACGCAUGCGCGUAACUCCGCCCCCUUUUGGCGAAGCUCCUCGGCAUGACCCUUUCCGCGACCCGUCGUCGCGCGACGGAGCAUGCGCAUUCGGCUCAGCGGGCGGCACGUCGCUAUGGAGCCGGACGGGACAUACGAGCCGGGCUUCGUGGGGAUCCGAUUCUGCCAAGAAUGUAACAACAUGCUUUACCCCAAAGAAGACAAGGAGAACCGCAUUCUGCUCUACGCGUGCAGGAAUUGCGAUUACCAGCAGGAAGCCGACAACAGCUGCAUCUACGUCAACAAAAUCACGCACGAAGUGGACGAACUGACCCAGAUCAUCGCCGACGUGUCCCAGGACCCCACCUUGCCGCGGACCGAGGACCACCCGUGCCAGAAGUGUGGCCACAAGGAGGCCGUGUUCUUCCAGUCGCACAGUGCCCGGGCAGAGGACGCCAUGCGCCUGUACUACGUGUGCACAGCCCCUCAUUGUGGCCACCGAUGGACUGAAUGAACCCUCUACACCCAUUUCCCCUUAGUGUGACAUAAAGGCUCUGUUAUGGGUCUGGAGUGACGGCGCAGCUGUUGGGUGUUUGCCUUGU